Messenger RNA from Lytechinus variegatus (green sea urchin), 675 nucleotides. RefSeq names its product myosin regulatory light chain 12A-like. Lineage: Eukaryota; Metazoa; Echinodermata; Echinoidea; Temnopleuroida; Toxopneustidae. Gene Ontology annotation, cellular component: cytoplasm; myosin II complex. Gene Ontology annotation, molecular function: myosin heavy chain binding; calcium ion binding. Bases 115 to 675 code for a protein of 186 amino acids. The record is from RefSeq and is a predicted model, not a curated record. The transcript has 4 exons.
AACAUACUCAGUAUUCCUUCUCAGUAGCUAGCCUCCAAUACCGCGAACGACCAUAUUCUACAAAAUCUGGAAACUUAUUAAGGAUCUAUUCAAUUUGAAAAAAAACCGGACGCAAUGACCAGUCAUCACAGUGUAAUUGCUAGUAGCAGUAAAAAGAAAAAGAAGUCUGGCCGAGCAGCUGCCCGUAGGACAACUAACGUCUUCUCCAUGUUUGAGACAGCGCAGAUCAAAGAAUUCAAAGAAGCCUUUAGUAUCAUCGAUCAGAAUAGAGAUGGAUUCAUUGAUCGUGAUGAUCUUCAUGACAUGUUAGCAUCACUCGGCAAGGACCCGACUGAGAAGCAACUUGAUACGAUGAUCAAUGAGGCUCCUGGACCUAUCAACUUCACCAUGUUCUUAACUCUCUUUGGUGAGAAGCUACAAGGUACAGACCCUGAGAAUGUUAUCCUUGAUGCUUUUGGUUACCUGGAUGGAGAAGGAACUGGUAAGAUAUCAGAGGAUGUAUUUCGUGAGAUGAUGAUGACGAUGGGGAGAAGGUUUAGCGAAGAAGAGAUGGAGGAGAUAACACGUGGUGCACCAAUCAAAAACGGUCUCCUUGACUACCGUGAGUUCACACGUACUCUCAAGCAUGGAUCAUCUCGAAAAGGGGACAGAGAGGGCGGCAAACACAAGACUUAA